Messenger RNA from Alligator sinensis (Chinese alligator), 945 nucleotides. Its product is annotated as olfactory receptor 52K1-like. The record is from RefSeq and is a predicted model, not a curated record. Gene Ontology annotation, cellular component: membrane. NCBI's taxonomy places the organism in Eukaryota, Metazoa, Chordata, Crocodylia, Alligatoridae. The transcript has 2 exons. Gene Ontology annotation, molecular function: G protein-coupled receptor activity; olfactory receptor activity. Bases 1 to 945 code for a protein of 314 amino acids. Gene Ontology annotation, biological process: G protein-coupled receptor signaling pathway.
AUGGUCCUUCUCCAACAACUUCGGGUGUCUCCUGUGAUAUUCUUCCUCACCGGCAUCCCUGGGCUGGAAGCCAUGCAUCACUGGAUCUCCAUCCCCUUCUGCACAGUGUUCACCAUGGCUCUGCUAGGGAAUGGCACCCUCUUGUAUGUUAUAAAGACUGAGCCAUCCCUCCACAAGCCCAUGUUCUAUUUCCUCUCCAUGCUGUCCACCAUUGACCUAGUGCUGUCUAUGACCACCAUGCCAAAAAUACUGAGCAUUUUCUGGUUCAAUGCCCGGGAGAUUAGCUUUAGUGGCUGCCUCAUGCAGAUGUUUUUCCUUCAUUCCUUCUCCAUCAUGGAGUCAGCUGUGCUGCUGGCCAUGGCUUUUGAUAGGUAUGUUGCCAUUUGCAACCCCCUACGGUACACUACCAUACUUACCAAUGCAGUGAUAGCCAACACAGGACUUGCUGCCUUGGCCAGAGCAGUUUUUCUCACGUUUCCUCUGCCCUUCCUCCUCCGGAGGCUGCCCUACUGCCACUCCCACAUCAUUGCCCACUGCUACUGUGAGCACAUGGCCGUGGUGAAGCUGGCCUGUGCCAAUACCAAGUUCAACAAUAUCUAUGGGAUCAUCGUAGCCUUCUUUAUUGUGGGGCUAGACCUGAUGUUCAUUGGCCUGUCGUAUGUCAAGAUCCUGGGGACAGUGCUGAGCCUGGCCUCCAAGGAGGAGCGGGCUAAGGCCUUUGGCACUUGUGUUGCCCAUGUCUGUGCCAUUUUAGUAGUUUACACCCCAGUGGUUCUGUCAUCCACAAUACACCGGUUUGGCCACCGUGUGUCCCCUCAUAUCCACAUCCUUAUGGCCAAUUUCUACCUCCUCUUUCCUCCUGUGAUGAACCCCAUUGUAUAUGGGGUGAAAACCAAACAGAUUCGUGACAAGGUGCUUUUCCUGUUUUGCCACAAGAGGAUCUAA